AAACAUCAUCUUUAAACCUCCAAACCAGACCAGAGACUGGGAGGAAGCUGUUAUCCUCUUCUUCUCCUCCAAUGUCGAGAGGACCAGGUCGUCUGAUACAGAACGUGACACAGUUCGCGGAUGCUCAGUUCAAGCAAUUCUCGACUCGUCAUGGACAAAAGGUCAUAGACAUCCUCGACUUCCCAAUCAAACUUGUCUUGUCUCCUUUCACUCUCGCCUUCGACAUCGCUGGCUCUGCUCCUCGCGGCUUCGGCAUCCCCGAACUCAUCUCCAAGAUAUCCUAUCUCUCUGUUUUCGUGAGUUUCUUUCUGCUCUCCUCUUGUUGGCGGUUGCUACGCUUGGGACUUAUGACAUUGCCUUGGAUUUGGGGAAGAAAGUCAUAUGCCAAAGGUUCGGUCGAUGAUCUCAUUCAUUCUUUCAGGGAUUGCAAAACUUGUAAUGGGUGGCAGGCGUUACGAUGCACCAUGUGCAAAGGAACAGGGAAUGUUCAUUACCAGAUCAAAGACUACAACUUGAGAAGUGGAGAGAAACCAACAGCAGAUUGUGUUGCAGAUGCGAUAGUGGACAAUCGAGCUGAGUUGGUUCAUCUUCCUUCCUCCCUCAACCUUACUGCACCCUUGCCAACGAAAGACUGCCCAACUUGUGAUGGAACAGGUGUGAUGAGCUGUACCGAGUGCAAGAACAAGCUGCAAGUCAGGAUCUCAGCUGAUGAUAUCAUGGAACCUCCAUGGAAAGCAUACAAUGUGCUGCGGAAGAUGGAUUAUCCCUACGAGCACAUUGUUCACAGCAUGAAAGAUCCAAGCAUCGCAAAUUUCUGGUUGAUCACUUUGCCUCAGAUUGUUGGUGGGUUUGAUUAUGAUGAAGAUGUCAAGAAGAAAAUAUGGUUGCAGUACGAGGAAUCUAUGCGCUAUGAUCAACUUAGGGACUUGGUGGCUAAGAGAAACCCUGGCUGGGAGUAUUUGCAGGAUGCCUUAUUCUCCAUUGAUCCUGUCCGUGCUCAGGAAGACCCCGUCAUUGUGAAAAAUGUACCUUUCUACAAGGCUAAGAAAGCACUAGAAGCUGAAGUCACAAAGCUCAAUCCACCUCCUCGUCCUCAGAACUGGGGUGAACUGAAUCUCCCGUUGAAUACUUCCUCUUGGAGUGAAGAGGAUCUCAAAAACCCUGCAAAGCUGUACGAGAAGACAGUUCUUCUCAACGCGCAAAGAGAAAUAGCAGACAAGAUCUUGGAUGCACAAUGGGAAGCUAAAUGGCGUCAAGAGAAGGUAGAGGAAAUGUUGGAGGAGAAAGUGAGACCGUUCAUCCAAGACUCAAACAUGGCUGUUCUUCCGCAGCCCAUCUUGUUGAAGUCUCAGAAGACUAAUCAAAAGGGGAACCGGCAAAAGAAGUGGUGGUUCUUUUAACCGUCCCGGUUUAUUGGAACAGAGCUAGAUAAAUGGAUUUUGAAUUGUACUUCAUUGAUGAAUAUGUUUUCACGAUAACUUGGUGCGUCUUGGAUUAUAAUAUACUUGACGUGAGCCUGUCAAUCUUUAUAUUAGAAAAAUAUUGUUAUUUGAGGACAUCUUUAUAUGACCGAUUCAUCGCGUA
Brassica napus (rape) is the source of this 1584-nucleotide messenger RNA. RefSeq lists its product as uncharacterized. The transcript is spliced from 12 exons. NCBI's taxonomy places the organism in Eukaryota, Viridiplantae, Streptophyta, Magnoliopsida, Brassicales, Brassicaceae. Gene Ontology annotation, cellular component: chloroplast. The record is from RefSeq and is a predicted model, not a curated record. The coding region runs from base 72 to 1400 and encodes 442 amino acids.